Messenger RNA from Juglans microcarpa x Juglans regia, 1160 nucleotides. RefSeq names its product ubiquinone biosynthesis protein COQ4 homolog, mitochondrial-like. The transcript has 3 exons. Bases 187 to 876 code for a protein of 229 amino acids. Gene Ontology annotation, cellular component: mitochondrial inner membrane. The record is from RefSeq and is a predicted model, not a curated record. Gene Ontology annotation, biological process: ubiquinone biosynthetic process. NCBI's taxonomy places the organism in Eukaryota, Viridiplantae, Streptophyta, Magnoliopsida, Fagales, Juglandaceae.
GUGUUACUCAUAAGUCAUAUUUCUCUCACUCUUCAUCUUUAAUGCGCGACUCGCUGCCCGGCUACGGUGAUCCUGCCACCAGUCGCGCCACUAUCGCAACACCAGGCUGCUUUCUUCCCAACUUGAAAUCAUUCGCACUUGGACCCAAGGUUUUGUUCAAAUUUGAGAGUCAAAAGAACAGUGAGGAUGAUAGGAGGUGGUCGUAUCCGGCUCAACAGAUGGCAGCAGGCAGCUGUUGCUGUUGGUUCAGCGGUUGGUGCAUUGCUAGACCCACGAAGAGCAGAUCUGAUAGCAGCCCUUGGGGAGACUACCGGAAAGCCAGCUUUUGAAAGCGUGCUUGAAAGAAUGAAGAGGAGCCCGGAAGGCAGAGCAAUUUUGCAGGAUCAACCACGUGUGAUAUCUGUGAACGUGGGGCAUGCAUGGGAACUACCGCCCAACACAUUCGGUGCUGCUUAUGCAAACUUCAUGGGAUCAAGGAAUUUUUCCCCUGACGACCGACCACCGGUGCGGUUCAUGGAAACAGACGAGUUGGCAUAUGUGGCCAUGCGGGCUCGUGAGGUGCACGACUUCUGGCACACCCUAUUUGGCCUCCCCACCAACUUAAUUGGUGAGUCAGCACUCAAGGUGAUAGAGUUUGAGCAAAUGUGCCUUCCCAUGUGCCUGCUCUCUGUCUUGGGGGGCACAGCAAGAUUCAGCGAGAAGCAGAGGAAAUUGUUCUUUCAGCACUACUUCCAGUGGGCCAUACGGGCUGGCAUGGAGUGCACUGACCUCAUGUGUAUAUAUUAUGAACGACACUUUCAUGAGGACUUGGAGGAUGUUCGAAGGAAAUGGGGGAUAAUUCCUGCUCCUCUCGCUCCUAAAGAAAAUGCUAUUUGAGCAGCGGCAGCGGCGGCUAAGCUAUAACUAGUUGGCCAGAUAGAAAAAACCGGACAAGAUGUAUUGCUGAGAAUUAAGCGCAAAAUUUUCUGCAAAGUCCUGCAAAUGCCUAGUUGGGAAAGAGACCGAUUCUGAUUGCCAACGAAAUAAUCUCGUUAAUUUUCCAGUUGUUGAAAGUUGAAGCUGAUGCCGUGAGAAGGCUCAUGUGGCCAGAGGAUUGUGCUUCACGGCUCAAAGAAACAGAGUGAUUUGGAGAGAUAACAAGGAAAAGAAAAUUUACUAAA